UCGUUUGUUUUGAUUCUCAAAUUUUAAUUCUGCUCAAUUUUUCCUAAAAAUUUUAAUUUUUUAUCAAGAAUUUAAUUUUUUAACGCCCAAAAAAUGGUCGUCGCCAUCGGUUUCGAGGGCAGUGCCAACAAAAUCGGCGUCGGCAUUGUUCGCGACGGCGAAAUUCUCGCAAAUGUUCGUCGCACGUACAUCACGCCGCCCGGUUUGGGAUUUUUGCCCAAAGAAACGGCGCAACAUCAUCGCUCCGUCAUUUUAGCAAUUCUGAAAGAAGCCCUCGAAGCAUCUGGGCUCAAGCCGUGCGAAAUUGACGUCGUUUGUUACACAAAAGGACCCGGAAUGGCGCCUCCGUUGCUGACAGUGGCGAUAGUUGCUCGAACCGUCGCUCAAUUGUGGAAUAAGCCGAUUUUGGGCGUGAAUCACUGCAUCGGGCACAUCGAGAUGGGUCGACUGGUGACAAAAGCGCGGAAUCCGACGGUGCUUUAUGUGAGUGGCGGUAAUACCCAAGUGAUUGCCUACGCCGAGAAGCGAUAUCAGAUUUUCGGGGAGACAAUCGACAUCGCAGUCGGGAAUUGCUUGGAUCGAUUUGCGCGGAUUAUUAAAUUAUCGAACGAUCCGAGUCCGGGUUACAAUAUUGAGCAAAUGGCGAAAAAGGGAAAAAAAUAUCUGCCGUUGCCGUAUUGCGUCAAAGGCAUGGAUGUGAGUUUUUCGGGCAUUUUAUCCUUCAUCGAGAACAAAGUUGAGGGUCAUGCGAAGAAACACAAGUCACGCAAAGCCAAAGAACCCGAGGAAACGUACAGCAACGAAGAUCUCUGCUUUUCGCUGCAAGAAACGCUCUUCGCCAUGUUGGUUGAGACGACGGAACGGGCGAUGGCGCAUUGUGGCUCGCAAGAAGUCCUGAUCGUAGGUGGGGUCGGAUGCAACGAACGAUUGCAGGAAAUGAUGGGAAUCAUGUGCAAAGAGCGAAAUGCGACUCUUUUUGCGACAGACGAACGUUUUUGCAUCGAUAACGGAGUCAUGAUUGCCCAUGCAGGCGCCGAAAUGUUCGGAAGUGGCUCACGGAUGACUUGGAAGGAAACGACAAUCACGCAGCGAUAUCGAACCGAUGAAGUCGAAGUCACUUGGAGAGACGAUUGAAAAUAAAAAAAAGACCUCAAGUCAUAAUUAUUACUACAGUUUUUUAUGAUAUUUAGCAAAAAAAAAAAAUAAAAAAAAAGUAACCGAACGACCACGAAACGAUUAAACUUGCAUUAUAAAGUGUAGAAAAAAGAAAGUUUUUCUGUUCGUGCAAAUGCCUUUUCGUUGCGAUUUGUUGCAUAUAAGCAUCGUUGGCAGUUUGUUUGCAUAAAAUUCAACAACAACAACAACAAAGGAACCUGGCUAACGUUUUAUUUUCGUUGCAGUUGUUUAUUUGUUGCUUAGAGUCGUUGUACCGCGGUGCGGAGAGGCAAUAUCGUAAAAGUUCUUAAAUCAUCGAAAAAUGCAAUAAAUAGUACAAAGACUUGAUGUGAGGGCAAAAUGCUUGGUAUGAAAGCGUAUUUUGACUUUUUUUUGAAAAAAAUCUCUUUCGUGAAUAAAAAUUCAGAGAAUUCAUUUUUUACUUUUAAAAUAAUUAAAAAUCAGUUUUAAAAGAAAAUUUUAAAAAAAUUAUUAAAAAUUCAUUAAAUUU
Messenger RNA from Culicoides brevitarsis, 1666 nucleotides. It is a transcript of the gene Tcs3, whose product is annotated as tRNA N6-adenosine threonylcarbamoyltransferase. Gene Ontology annotation, cellular component: cytoplasm; EKC/KEOPS complex. The transcript has a single exon. Gene Ontology annotation, biological process: tRNA threonylcarbamoyladenosine modification. The record is from RefSeq and is a predicted model, not a curated record. NCBI's taxonomy places the organism in Eukaryota, Metazoa, Arthropoda, Insecta, Diptera, Ceratopogonidae. The coding region runs from base 94 to 1134 and encodes 346 amino acids.